Messenger RNA from Podarcis muralis (Common wall lizard), 1833 nucleotides. RefSeq names its product transcription factor Sp5-like. Gene Ontology annotation, molecular function: DNA-binding transcription factor activity, RNA polymerase II-specific; RNA polymerase II cis-regulatory region sequence-specific DNA binding. Gene Ontology annotation, biological process: regulation of transcription by RNA polymerase II. The record is from RefSeq and is a predicted model, not a curated record. NCBI's taxonomy places the organism in Eukaryota, Metazoa, Chordata, Lepidosauria, Squamata, Lacertidae.
AAGGAAAGGAAAGAGGGGGAGGCAGGGGAUUGGAGUAGGAUCACAGGAGGAAAAAGAUGUAGACUGAGGAGGAAAAGAGGAAUUUCAGAGAGAGGAAGAAGCGGGCUGUUUUCCCACCUCUGUCGGAAGACCACGCGCUCCCUCCAUGGAUAGUUUCGGGUGACCCCUGAUGGAAACUGUCUUUGCAGAACUCGGACAUCACACACUCCUCCUUGCAGGACUGGACCUGCAACUCCCCUCCAGAGGACGCUACUGCCUGCCACCCCAGCUUGACUUUUGCAGCAGUGCCCACUGCUCCCCAUUUAUCAGCAAGCAGUUCAGGAGCUUAUGAAUCUGUGGGGAUGUUCCAACUCUGGAGCAAUGAGGUCCCAUCAGGCUCACACACAACCAUGGCUUUUGGGCUGCCCAAGGUUCCCUACCACGGGCAAGGGCCAGCGAGCAGUGGCGCUGCCCAUGAACUGCCCCUGACUCCGCCAGCUGAGCCCACCUACUCCUUUGAGCUGUCGCCUGUCAAGAUGCUGGCACCCACCAUGCCACACUCUUAUGCCUUCCCAGAGGCCCAGGACUUCUCUAGCUUUUUGCAAGGGCCCCGGCCUUUGGGCCCAGCUCCUCCUCCAGGAACCACCUCCACCGAUGAUGGCCCCUGGUGGAGCCUGCAGCAACCAGGCAACUUCUCUCUGGGCCGGCCGCUGGUCCUAAGCCCCCAGCCCCCUCUUGCUGCUCUCCUGCAGGGCACUCCCAAGGGGCUCCUGGGUACCACUCGCCGCUGCCGCCGCUGCAAGUGCCCCAACUGCCAGGCAGUGAAUGGAGCCAGCGAGGAGCCAGGCAGAAAGAAGCAACACAUCUGCCACCUGCCAGGCUGUGGCAAGGUCUAUGGCAAAACGUCCCACCUGAAGGCCCACCUCCGCUGGCACGCGGGCGAACGCCCCUUCAUCUGCUCCUGGCUCUACUGUGGGAAAAGCUUCACCCGCUCGGAUGAGCUGCAAAGGCACCUUCGGACGCACACGGGCGAGAAGCGCUUCGGCUGCCAGCUGUGCCCCAAGAGGUUUAUGCGGAGCGACCACCUAGCAAAGCAUGUCAAGACCCACCAAGGAAAGCGAAUGCGGGGCAUGGCCAUGGUGGCGGCAGCAGUUGGCAUCAAGCAGGAGUGAUGUCGAGGGGAUGGAGGGGGCAGAAAUGGAGCCCAAAGGGUGGAGGUGGGUUCAAGGAAGCAAUGAGAAGACUGAGGUGCUCCUGAGCUAAUUUCACUCCCUGUCCCAGUCAGCGGCACUGCCAGCCUAUUCACCUCCUUAGUUAGUCCCCCCGCCCAAAGGACCACAGGAACUGUAGUUUGGUGAGAUGCUGUGGAUUCUUGGGCCCUGACAUUCCAUUGGAAAAGGGAGUUAAAUCAAUUUAAACCAGAAGCGUUGAAAUGCACUCUCACUGGCUUAGAAUCCCCUCUUCAAAUGCAUGCAUUGAAAUGCUGGAGAAGGCCUACCUGCCCACAUCCGUAUCUACAAAGCUACAAGUGAAUGCAGACUCCCAUCUCCAUGCUGGUACUGAUGAGGGGGUUGAACUCAAUUCAGCAUGCUUGUUCUAUGCAAGCCACAUACCAGCACAGGUGGACACAGUUCAUCCAGAUGCAGUAGUGAUGGUGGUGUCCUCAUAUCCCCUUCUCACCACCAAAUGCAUAUUAUUCACAGCACAGAACUGUGGGGAAUAUCCCCUGUGUCUAUAAACACUUGAUAUGGGUCCAUGGGAAUUUGAAAUAUUUCCCCAUCUUUGUGUUGGCCUCUCUGUUACAAACCAGAUCCUUGCUUCAAAACAUGCAAUGCUGGUAUCUGGGACCUUGAA